Molecule: messenger RNA, 3575 nt
Organism: Chenopodium quinoa (quinoa)
Lineage: Eukaryota; Viridiplantae; Streptophyta; Magnoliopsida; Caryophyllales; Amaranthaceae
Product: zinc finger protein JACKDAW-like
Exons: 4
Coding region: 1678-3321 (547 amino acids)
Cellular component (GO): nucleus
Molecular function (GO): DNA-binding transcription factor activity
Source: RefSeq, a predicted model, not a curated record
AAAUUAUUUAUUCUCAUAACUGGUGCUCAACCAAUUUUCCCGGCGCCGGCAACCACCACCCCUCCCUCUCUCCCACCCAUGGCAUCCCAGCCUCCCUCUUUCCCCACCCUCACUCUUCCUCUCAAAUUCUCUCGCACCAUCUCCACUCUUAAUACUUCUCCGUCGCGCCGGAAAACCACCGUCGACAACCACCCAGCCACGAGGUAAAUGUUUCACUUCCUCUUCCUCUCUCACUGUUCCAUCUUGCUUAGAGUUUUUGAUUCAAUUUUAUGAAACAAAUUGGAGCGAAAUUGGUUCAUCAUUAUUUAUGGCUUACCGUAUCUUACAAGGAUAAUUAUUAACAAAAUCAUCUUUGUUAUAGGCUUGACGUAUCUUACAAUUAUUUUACUGUUUUGUUUCUAUCUAUUAGAACCAGUUUCGCUCCAAAUUGUUUCACCGGUACUUUUUUGGUUCCAAUGUAGUGGGUAUGGUGGUAGAGGCAGCGGUGGUAGUGGGAACUGUUACAGCUGUGCACAUGGCGAAUUUCCACAUAAGAGAUUGAGAAUGAGGUUAUUACUGAGGACUUGAGGAAUUCGGAGUUUGAUGUCGACGAGUAGCUCUGUAAGUGCGGAUUUUGAUGUCGGAGACACGCCGGUGGCGAUACAGUGAUGGCAGUGGUGCCUGGGUGGAGGGUUUGAGUUUUUUUUUUUAAAAUUUAUUUUGUUAAUUUAAAAAGGAUAAGUAAAGGAAAAUAGAAAAAGUGACCGGUUAGAUAGGUCAAAGGUCAUUUGGGUUUACUAAGACAAAAAAAAGAUAAAUUUAGGUUUAUUUUGGGCAGAUUUAAAAGUUUAUCUAUUGUGAAAGAACGGAGCAAAGAUUGGUUCGUUUUUGUUAAAUUUUCCUAAGUAAAAAACAAAGGGAGUAAAAAAGAAAGAAGAAACUAAGCUAGAAGACAAUAAGAAAGACACUGGUGGAGUCUGUAGCACUCUACAAUCCUACUCAUUUCCGGGAACAACAAUUUACAAGCACCUACGCCCACGCCCUACAGCAGCCUCUCUCAGUAUUCACACCUAAUCCUUAUAUCUUUUUUAUCACGAGCUGAAGAUCGACAAACAAAAUUUUUAAAUAAAUACAUAAAUAAAUAUAAAAACUAUUAGUAGGCCCUCCGUUUUUUAAAUCUAUGGCUGACCGACCGACUACUUGGAUAAAAGCGAAGAAGACGACGUUUAGAAACAAAGAAAGGCAACAAACAAACCAAUUAUUCUCUCAAUACUCUCUUCUCAUACUAGUUUAUUUUGGUGUUUUCCUGUAAAAGGGGCGAAGCUAAGAUCAAAACAAAAACAGUUCAACUCGAGCUUUCGCCUUAAUUAGUUAAUUCUAGUGAUGGUAGUAGUUACCAAGUUAAGUAUAUUGUAAUAAUAGUAGUAGUAGUAAAUUAGUUUUAGUGCUAGCUUAGUUUUCUUGUUGUUUUGGUAUAAUCCGAACAGAUCAUUGAAUACUUGAUCGAAUCGAGUUAACUCGAAACAGUCAUAUAUACACCCAAAAUACAUACUAAUACUAGUAUCUUUGUUGCUUUCCUUUCUUACCAGACCUCUUAAAUUUUAGUGAUUUUUCUUGGAAGUUUGCUGUUUUUUUUUUUUUUUUUUUUUUUUUUCUUCAGGAGUUUGAUAUAAACUUCCAAAACCCAAGCAAAUAACAAUGAAUUUGCAAGGUAUUGGAGAUGGUUUUUCUUUACGUUCGUCAAUUACAGGAUUUCCUCAUGAAAGUCUUAUUCAACAACAACCACUACUCAAUAACUCUAACCCUAAACUUUCUUCGAACAACAAUAAUAGUAAUAAUCCUCCGGUUUCGAAGAAGAAGAGAAAUCUACCAGGAACUCCAGAUCCAGAUGCGGAAGUCAUCGCUUUAUCACCCAAAACGCUUAUGGCAACAAACCGAUUCAUUUGCGAAAUAUGCAACAAAGGUUUUCAAAGAGAUCAAAAUCUUCAACUCCAUCGGAGGGGUCACAAUUUACCAUGGAAACUACGACAACGAACGAACAAAGAAGUAAAGAAAAAGGUAUACAUAUGCCCGGAGAAAACAUGUGUACACCACGACUCGUCUCGAGCUCUCGGUGAUCUUACCGGAAUCAAAAAACAUUUUAGCAGAAAACACGGUGAGAAAAAAUGGAAGUGCGAGAAAUGUUCUAAAAAAUAUGCAGUGCAAUCAGAUUGGAAAGCUCAUACUAAGACUUGUGGUACUAGGGAGUAUAAAUGUGACUGUGGUACACUUUUCUCUAGGAAAGAUAGUUUUAUCACACAUAGAGCAUUUUGUGAUGCCUUAGCUGAAGAUAAUGGGAGGAUUACUUCAUCAAUUGUACCUCCAACUCUAAGUUUCAAAACUGUUACUAAUAAUAAGCCUAUAAUUGCUCCUCCUCCUCAACCCGGUUUUCGUCACGAGUUUGUAAGUCAAGGGAUACAAGAUCAUGCUGGUGGAAUUUCACCGUUUAACUCGCUUUUCCGGCCCGAUUUCAACUCCAUGGCCGGUGGCAAUACUCUUACAUCAGGUUUUCCUGAGAUGGUGCAAAUAGCAGCGCAGACUAAUCUUUUCGGCUCAUCUUCCAUCCCAAACUUUAUGAUGAACAAUCAAUUUUCAUCCUUAGACAGGAAUGCUACCACUCCAUCCAUCACUGCAAGUCUCUCCCUAUCAUCCUUCCCGCCCGCGAUGAAGGAAGAAGGAAGAGAGAACAAUAACAAUGCUGGUAUGGCUGAAGGCAUGAGCUCUAUAUAUUCACAUGAUCAAAAUAACUCUUCUUCUUCUUCGUCAAACCCUUCAACUCCCAUGUCAGCCACCGCACUCCUACAAAAAGCAGCUCAAAUGGGUUCAACAAGGAGUAACCCUUCUUUUCUUGGUACAUCUCUUGGAGUCAUGACAAGCUCACCAUCUACCAAUAACAUCACUUGUAAUGAGCCACAACAAGUAUACCAUAUCCAAGUUGACCCAACUCAUCAUCAAGAGAAUUUAUCAGGCGCCCCAAUAUCCAAUACUAGGGCGUCUGAUGCAGGUGUUGGUGGUGUUGGUGGCAAUAGUACUGGUCUAGUUGGGAGCUCAAACAUGGGUGCCAUGAAUGCGACUUCUGUGAGCAACCUUAGCCAGUUGAUGAUGCACUCGAGUGCAAAUUCGGUGCACAAUACUUCAAACCAACUUAAAAAGCUCCCUUCUGUCUCAAAUGGUCAAACUAGAGACUUUCUUGGCAUGGGAGCUGGCGAUGGAAGCGGUCGCCCCUUUUCGCCACAAGACCUUGCCAAUUUUGUGUCAAUUAGCUCAGCUAUGGGACUCAACCAUUUUGGUCGUCACAAGUAGUAGCUUUUGAUUAGCAACUAUGUAGCUAUUAAGGAAUGUAAGAUUACCAACAAUAAUCAGGGUAAAUGAGGUUGUGCAGUAAGAACUUGUUCAACUCCAUCCUGAUUGUUGAAAAGAAAAGGUAGGGUCGAAAUCUAGCUUGUUGUCCAUGCUAUUGCUGCUGUCAUCGUAUGUUUUUUCAUAAGUAUAUUUUUCCACUUAUUAUGUAGUCCCUUAGAAAUGAUACUGCUGGCCUUAUAUAUUUUGGGAGAAAA